Molecule: messenger RNA, 2679 nt
Organism: Raphanus sativus (radish)
Lineage: Eukaryota; Viridiplantae; Streptophyta; Magnoliopsida; Brassicales; Brassicaceae
Product: zinc finger CCCH domain-containing protein 55
Molecular function (GO): metal ion binding; RNA binding
Source: RefSeq, a predicted model, not a curated record
AGUUUCCUAGAAAGUUGUAAUAACAAUAAUAAUAAAAAGGAAGAACAUUUCCCAAGUGGUCUUACCAGUAAGGAGAGAGCACCAACUGGAGCGAUAAAGAUAGGAGUGACUGAAGAGUGAGAUUCAAAAUUAAAAAAAAAAAAAAAAAAAAAUCAAAACAAGAAGGCGAGUAAAGAGGAAGGAGGAUCUCCCUUCUUCUUAUCUACUUCAAUAUUUUUUUUUUGUUUGUUCUCAAACAUAAAAAAAGCUCUGAUCUUUGCUCUGGUUCCUCUGUUUCCUCUGUUUCGAAACCCUAAAAGUUGAUUACUUUUGGAGGGAAGAGAGAAUGGAUUCCGGCGACCCGACAACUUUGCUUUUAACGAAAAUAAGGAUCUUGGAGCCAGAUUACGCUCCGAAGAUCAUAGGGUAUCUUCUGUUACAAGACUUUAGUGAGAAAGACUUGAUGCGUCUCGCUCUCGGACCUGAAUCAGUUCUUCAGUCCAUUAUCUCCAAAGUGAAGAGUCAGUUGGGUCUCUUCUUGUUGUCUUCUCCUUCUACUCCGACGUCUCCUUCUCCGUUUAACCCCAUCCCUCGACCACCCAUUAACGGCAGAGGAGGAGGAGGAAGCCCUCUCGCUAAUGGGUUUAUGGAUUUCAGAAGAAACUCUCCGUCUUCUUCUCCUUCUUCGGCUUCUCCGUGGUCGUCAGUCAACAGUGUGAGCCUUACUAGUGGGGGGAGCAUCUUGAAGCCUUCCUUGAGCUCCCACCAACAGAGCAACGGAGACUCUGGUGCUGAGUCUGAUUUACUGGAGGAUCAGCGGCUGAAUGAUUACCUCUCGUUUCUAGACGAUUCGAAAACAGAGGAUGUUGUUGUAGAUCCUGACUAUUCCGUUAACAAUGGCGAAACGCAUCUGCUGCACAGGAGGAGUUUCUCGGCAGAUGCGUCUUUUGGGUCCGGGGAAGAUGGGUUUGGUGCUGGAUUCAAACCUUGUGUGUAUUUCAGUAGAGGGUUGUGUAAGAACGGAGAGAGCUGCAAGUUUGUCCAUCAUGGAGGGGGUUUCGAUAAUAAUAACGUUGAUGGUAGUAGUAAUGGCAUUGUGGCUGAUUCGUCGAGGAAAGUUGAGAACUUUGGUAGUAGGCACCAUGAGGAGAUGAUGAGGUUGAAAAUGGCUUAUCAGCAGCAGAGGCUUGCUUCUCAGCUCCUCGGUAGGGCUCCUCAGAUGUCUUACGAGAAAAGAAUGGAGUUUCUCUUGCAUCAGCAGGCUCUUAGAGAUGGUGCAUUGCCUUUUGGUGAUGAAAGAUACUGGAGCAGCAGCCCAGGAAGGCUAGAGAGGAUGGAACUAAUGGCAAUGCAGUUUGGUGAUAUGUCAAACUCGGCAGCUAGACAGAUUUACUUGACAUUCCCUGCUGAGAGCACGUUUAAGGAUGAGGACGUUGCAACUUACUUCAGCCUUUUCGGAACAGUGCAAGAUGUGAGGAUCCCAUACCAACAGAAGCGUAUGUUUGGCUUUGUUUCAUUUGCACAGCCUGAGACUGUGAAGGUUGUACUAGCCAGAGGGAAUCCUCAUUUCAUCUGUGACUCACGUGUUCUUGUCAAGCCUUACAAAGAAAAAGGCAAAGCCUUUGACAAGAAGCAUCAGUAUCUUCUCCAGCAGCAGAUUGAGCGCGUGAAUUACUCCCCAUGCUCCAGUCCAUCAGGGAUUGAUCCUAGAGAACAGUCUGAUCCCCAACUUGGUUCGAAGAUGUUCUAUGAGAGGCGGGAGAUGAUGAUGAGAAGGAGAAUGGAUGAAGCUGAUCUGCAGAGAGCUAUUGAACUUGAAAGAAGACGCGUCAUUAAUUUGCAGCUUCCUGAUUUUAAGAAUAAUAAUACUGGAGGAGUGUCUUCUAAUCAUCACCGUAGCUUCUCUGUGGGGUCUCCUGGUUAUUUUCCAUCCGUCACCAUCCAAAGCCCUGAUACUCUAUCUGAACUCACCAGCGCAGAAGUUGAUGAUACCACCGAGCUGGCUCCUUACCCGUUAAUCAACUCAAAGAGUAUUAUUAACAGCAACAGCAACUACUCAAACGGUGCAAAAGAAGGGACCAACGAGAGUGAAAUCGAGACUGGAAGCCCUAUAGAGCUUGUUCUUCCUAGUAAUCUCUUCCCUGCUGCAACAGCUGCUACUGAUGAUUCUGCUGAACAUAAUAAUAAUGCAAAUGCUGGAGUCUCCGUCUCUUCUUCUACUAAUGGAAUUGAUCCACCAGCUACUACUACUACCACCGGUAACCUCUUGCAGUAGGCUAUUUUCACCUCAUAAAUGCCAAAGGUCUUUUUCUUCUAAUGGAUAAGAUGAGGCUACAAGAAGUGUAUGUAAUAAAGACAGUUAAAAAAGCAUACACAAGGAAGUAGGAUGAUGUAUAUGUAAGUUAUAUAUAUAUAUAUAAAUGGAGAACAGAAAGAAGUAGGAACGCAUGAAGAUCGCAAGUUUCAUCAGGAUGAUACUAUACUACUAACAAGCGAGGUUGCGUAAGACAUACUUAAAAAAGGACAAAUCUAUAUGGAUCAUUUUUAUUUUGUGCUUUAAUUUCACUUUGCUUUGGUUUGGUUUCUCAUGUGGUUGUUCCGGUUUGUGUCACCACAUGAGUCUCUGAUUGUAUCAAAGAAGAAUAGAAUGUUCUGCUACCUUAUAUAUAUAUAUAUAUUAUUAUUAAGCCGUUUCUUAUA